Messenger RNA from Peronospora belbahrii, 2721 nucleotides. NCBI's taxonomy places the organism in Eukaryota, Oomycota, Peronosporomycetes, Peronosporales, Peronosporaceae. The record is from the annotation of a GenBank genome assembly.
AUGGAAAAACGACUGGAAUCGUAUCAUUCACUUCGUGCGGAGCUGUAUCAGAUCUUCCAGCAGUUCUAUCCACUUACAGAACUCAUGUACAUAGAAUGGAUCAAUGAUACAAGAGCUACGACGAAAGGUGAGUCGAUCGCGAAUCUCAAGACACUCUAUGAACUCGCUCGACGUGAUUAUUCGUCCGUCUCAAUUACAUUACAAUAUCUACGAUUUCUUAACGAAUAUGGAGAUCAACACGAGCUUGAACGUGCAAUCAAGAGAGAGCUCAAGACACUGGGUACGCACUUUGCACGAGGUCAUGAAGUCUGGGCUUUAUGUCGGGAAUUAACGGCUGAAAAAUACCAAGAAAUGGAGCAGCGACAUGAGAUUUUAGUGCAGAAAGAGAAGGCUAUUCGAGACCUCUUUUACAAGCAAAUGCAGUUGCCUUUGGAUCAGAACGAUCUCGUCAUGUCGGAGUUUCGAGCGUGGGAUAUGUACAAUUCACUUGAUACUGAAGCAUCGGGAGUAGUGUUCGAAGAGGCUUCAAAACUACAGAGUAAGGUGUUUGCACCUUUGAUGAAGAAGCUCCGUAGAUUUGAAGCAAGGAUUUGUGCGAUAUCUGGGACGGAGGAUGUUGCAGCAUUGGAACAGGCUUGGCAGCAAUAUUUGAACUUUGUCAAACACCGUGUUGCGCCGUUAAUGGCGAGUCAAAAGACAGAUUUUGUCAACGGGAGACACAUUGUGGUGGGUCUGUACGAGCGCGCAAUAUCAGCCUUGUGUCUGAGUCCCACGCUUUGGGCAAAUUAUCUUGAAUACUUAGAGUUUGACCAGAUGGAUGCUGAUGAAGAGGCCGAGAUAGAUUGUGGAAAGUUGACAGUUGCGCGGAAAGCUGUACGAAAUGUGCCAUUUGACUCAUCUGUCUGGGUCGAGUUGUUGGUCGAGAUGGAGCGGAAGGAGGACAAACCUGUGCAGAAGAUUUCGCAAUUCAUACGAACAAACUUACUAGCGCGUUCAAGCCCGCCUAUGGAUCAGUUUCACUCGUUACGCGUAUUGUUUGCAUGGUGCGACGCGAUACGCCGUAGCGUCUCCAGUGGUAUAAGUGGAAAGUUAUCUGACGACAAUGUGCAACAGGUGGAGUCGUUAGUUGGUGGAGUUUUUUCCGAGUGUGAGCAAUUUAUUAGUAAGAUUUUUCCGGACUUCGUGGAGGGCAAGAUUCGGCUGGCGGAGUACCAAGCAAAAUGUUACUGGGCACUGAUGCCACCCGUUGAAGCUCCAAGGUGUGCUUUUGCAGAAGCGACAAAAGUAUCUAAGCUGAAUGAGUUAUGGGAAAAGACGCUUCGUUCCCCUCUUGGGAACCAGACUGCGACAUGGAUUGCCUAUUUGAAGUCUAUUCGACGCAUGAAUGCAUACUCAACCGACAUUGUCCGCACGCUGGUCUUUGACAAGGCUGUGCAGCGUGUUACGGAUGCCCCGGCUGUUUUGGCUGAGACAUGGCUUGUCUUUGAGCGCGAAAAUGGAGAUUUGAAAAAUUAUCUGCGCGCACGACAAUAUCACGCGAAGCACUAUGCAAUCACGCAAGGUAUUGCGAUUCAAGGUGCUACCCCUAUUCCAACUUCAAUGCCCGAUGAAGGAGACAAAAAGACUAAAUGUGCCAAGAAGCGUAAGGCUGCUACUGAAGCAAAGCAGAUUAAGGGGUUACAGACGCAAUUGCCCACAAAGCGUGCUAAGCUAGAUGCUAACAACGUCAGAGGAGACACUACUGAUAGCAUGGACGUUAAUGUGAUCAAGACAACGAAAAGAGCAGAGAAGAAAAAAGUGCAUGAGAAGUUAACAAACGAUCACACGCUCUUUUUGUGCAACGUGUCGAAGGAUGCAAGCAAAGAAGAUAUUGAGGAGAUGUUCAACGAUAUUCCUACCUUGAAGGAUGUUCGGCUUGUUACGAAGACGCGCGGCGACCGAGUCAAGUCACGCGGGAUGGCAUAUGUCCAGUUUACCGACGACAAUGGCGUUGAGACCGGACUCAAGAAGGAUGGGUGUUUGCUUCACGGAAUCCCGUUGCGUGUCGAACGCUCGAAACCGCCAGUAACCUCCACCUCUACAGGCGCAGUACAAUCAUCAUUACAAGAAGCUGGUGGGUUCUGGAAAACCGAUCCAUUAACGCUAUAUGUUGGCGACCUGAACCGCGAGGGGUCGAAGGAACAAGUAACUGAGGAGCACCUGCAGACUUUGCUUCAGCAGGCAAUGCACUCGGCGGGUGAGCUUGUCGUGGUCAACCGUGUGUGUAUUCUGAAAGAUCGUCAUGGCAAGUUAAAGAACUAUGGGCUCGUGGAAGUCGCCAAGCCUUCACAGGUUGCAUUUUGUCUACGCAAUGUGGCUGCUUUGAAAGCAAAACUGGGUGACCAAGUGACUCUAAAGCCUUCUCGCUUUUCGAUUGCGCAUGUCCUAGAACAACAGAAGAAGCAGCAAAAGCAGAAGCCACAGCGGAAAACAAAUACCACGUCUUUUAGCAACCAAGAUGGAGCAGCUACAAAGGAAGGAGCUAACGCAGCGCAUGCACGACCGUCUACGCGCCUUGCUUUAUCAUCAAGUGGGUCGAUUACAAGCUUAAUGCCACGAGCAUUACGUCGGAAGCUGGCGACAAACGUGGCCAAAGCAUCUAAAACAGAGGUGCGAGCUGAUGAUGCACCUGUGAUACCCAAGAGCAACGAGGAUUUCCGUAAAAUGCUGUUCAAUCAGUAA